Messenger RNA from Caenorhabditis remanei, 912 nucleotides. RefSeq lists its product as uncharacterized. The coding region runs from base 1 to 912 and encodes 303 amino acids. The transcript has 3 exons. The record is from RefSeq and is a predicted model, not a curated record. NCBI's taxonomy places the organism in Eukaryota, Metazoa, Nematoda, Chromadorea, Rhabditida, Rhabditidae.
AUGACUCUGCCCCUCUCUUAUCCCAGCCUCAAAUGCGUUUUGGAGCAUUUGGAGGCAGUUAAGCGAGCACAUAUCAUUGCCCGUGCACCAGGCCUUCAGAAAAUUGAUAAAUUGAUACCACUUUGUCUCAUGAAUCUUGAUAUUGGAAAAAGGAAACUCUUUAUCAACAAAUUAUGGAUUACAUGUGAUAAGGAUCGGGUAGAAUACGAGAUGAUUUGGAAUAAAUUUAGCCGACAGAUAUCAGAAAGCCUAGAAGAUAAAAUAAAGAAACUGGCACGCUUUCAUAUCUGUGGAAGGUCAAACAUCUAUGUGAACAGGUUGAAUUGGCAUGACAAUUUGCCACCAGGUUUCUUGCCUGUUGAUCUGAAAUUUAGAGUCAACUCUUUGGAAACAGGUUCUGACUUCGAAACUGCAAUUCUUUUUAUAGACCCUCAAAGUUUUCCUCUUAAAACUGUGUUCACUAUUCCCGAGGCCUCAACAUUAUUUGACAACCAAGUUGUGAAGUUAGCGGAAACCAUUACUCUGAUUCUCGUUAAUCACCGGAACGUCACUGUUGAAGACCUCAAGAAGCUUGAAAACAAAACUGUGAUGAUCAAAUCCUUUUGGGACUUUAGAAUCGAUAUAAUUCCAUUGAUUAAAUAUCAUAUUGAAACUAAGAAAGAUAUUUGCACCACUUUUGAGAUUUCAACAGGUGACAAAAAUUGCUUCAGUGAGAUGUUACGCGAGUUUGAACAAGCGUUUGGUGAAUACAGAAAUGAUUUGGAUUUUAAUGAGAGAUUCCUCCCAGGAUAUUCUAGAUUCUCUAUCCCGAUCAACGAUGAAACUAAGAUCCAUGUCUAUACAACUAGGGAAACAACAAGUGUUUUCCGUGACAUAAUUGUGAAACCAGUGUCUGAAGUCUUGGCAUUAUGA